Molecule: messenger RNA, 1420 nt
Organism: Glycine soja
Lineage: Eukaryota; Viridiplantae; Streptophyta; Magnoliopsida; Fabales; Fabaceae
Product: transcription factor SRM1-like
Exons: 2
Coding region: 160-1083 (307 amino acids)
Molecular function (GO): DNA binding
Source: RefSeq, a predicted model, not a curated record
AUGAUUCUUCUCCUUAUCCUGCGCACCCCUUCUGCUACUUUGUUCAAUAGAGACAAAAUCCACACACCAAAAAAUGAGUUACACCCCCAUCUGCUACCAAUUUCACCAUUCUCAUCCUCCAAGGUUGAACCAUAAUUGCAAAUCCAACCAAGAGCCACCAUGUCAUCAAGUGGAACCAUUUGGAGCUAUGAUGAAGAAAAAGCAUUUGAGAAUGCCAUAGCUAUGCAUUGGAUUGAGGAAUCCUCAAAAGAGCAAUGGGAGAAAAUUGCUUCAGCAGUUCCCAGCAAAAGCAUGGAAGAAGUGAAGCAACAUUACCAGGUUCUUGUAGAGGAUGUAAGUGCAAUAGAGGCAGGUCACAUAUCAUUCCCAAACUAUGCUUCUGAUGAAACCACAUCUUCAAAUAAGGACUUUCAUGGCUCUUCCAAGGCGACAAGCUCAGAUAAAAGAUCAAAUUGUAAUUAUGGAAGUGGUUUUUCUGGGUUAGGACUUGACUCCACCACUCAUAGUAGUGGUAAAGGAGGCUUGUCAAGGUCAUCAGAACAAGAAAGAAGAAAAGGAAUUCCAUGGACUGAGGAGGAGCACAGGUUAUUUUUACUUGGUCUAGACAAGUUUGGAAAAGGAGAUUGGAGAAGCAUUUCAAGGAACUUUGUGAUAUCUAGGACUCCCACUCAAGUGGCAAGCCAUGCACAAAAGUACUUCAUAAGGUUGAAUUCUAUGAAUAGAGACAGGAGGAGGUCUAGUAUUCAUGAUAUCACUAGUGUGAACAAUGGAGAUGUAGCUAGUAGCCAAGCACCAAUUACAGGGCUGCAUAGUAGCACAAUUUCUUCAAACACAAUGGGUGUAGGACAAUCCCUUAAGCAUAGAGUUCAGGGUCACAUACCACCUGGUUUAGGCAUGUAUGGAACACCAGUUGGGCAUCCUGUGGCUGCUCCUCCAGGGCACAUGGCAUCUGCAGUUGGCACUCCUGUCAUGCUUCCUCCUGGACCCCACCCCCAUCCCCAUCCCCAUCACCAUGCCCAUCCUCAUCCACCUUAUGUUCUUCCUCUUGCUUACCCAAUGGCACCUCCAACAAUGCAUCAAUAAUAACAACCCCUUUUUUUUCUUGUUUGUAGUUAGGCUUCUUUUUUUCUUUCUUUCUUUCUUAUUAGUAUGGAAUUAAAGUCCUUUAUGUGGAAAGUCAUAAAUAUGUUUGUGUUAAAUUAAAUUCUACUCUAGUUUAAGCAUGGAAAUUGUUGAAUGAAUCCAAUGGGUACUUAGUUUAAAUAUGUCAGUAUAUAGAGUUAGUUGAUUUUGCCACUUUCCCAGUCAGGUAGUGGAUGUAAUCCUAAGAAUUGCCUUGUGGUGUAUAUGGAGAUAGAUAUGGAGUUAAAUACCAAGGACUUGAAGCAAAUGAAUUUCUCUUUAGCAUUAAGUUUGUCAA